AUGUCAUCUUCCAAGCAGCAACAACAAUUCCGUUGCACUCAAAUUCCAUCCAAGGUUCUUCACUUCCGCAACCUUCCAUGGGAAUGCAGCGAUGAAGAACUUGCUGAUCUUUGUAGUCCGUUUGGAAAAGUGAUGAGUACUAAGUGUAAUGUUGGUGUUAAUCAGAAUCAAGCUUUUGUUCAAUUCGCGGAACUGAAUCAAGCAAUUUCAAUGGUUUCAUAUUAUGCUUCAUCUUCAGAGCCUGCUCAGGUUCGUGGCAAGACUGUUUACAUUCAAUAUUCUAAUAGACAUCAUAUUGUCAACAGCAAUUCCCCUGGAGAUAUCCCUGGAAAUGUCUUGCUGGUAACCAUUGAAGGUGUUGAAGCAGGAGAUGUGAGCAUUGAUGUUAUCCACUUGGUGUUUUCUGCGUUUGGCUUUGUACACAAACUUGCCACAUUUGAAAAGACUGCAGGUUUUCAGGCUCUGAUUCAGUACACUGAUGCUGAGACUGCUGCUUCGGCUAAGGAUUCACUCGAUGGAAGAAGCAUACCAAGAUACUUGCUCCCAGAGCAUGUUGGAGCUUGCAACUUGCGUAUCUCGUACUCAGCACAUCGAGACCUCAACAUCAAAUUCCAAUCUAACCGCAGCAGGUAG
This is a messenger RNA of Medicago truncatula (barrel medic), 633 nucleotides long. Its product is annotated as polypyrimidine tract-binding protein homolog 1. NCBI's taxonomy places the organism in Eukaryota, Viridiplantae, Streptophyta, Magnoliopsida, Fabales, Fabaceae. Gene Ontology annotation, molecular function: RNA binding. Bases 1 to 633 code for a protein of 210 amino acids. The transcript is spliced from 5 exons. The record is from RefSeq and is a predicted model, not a curated record.